CUCUGCUGACAGAUGUCACACGUCAAUAGCGGCGUGCUAAGAAGUUAUUUCUAGGUUAUAUUGUGUUGUUUAUAAUUUAAAAACAUGGGAAAAGUUAGGAAACGAAAACCAAAACCAAACAGAAUAGACAACAAUGAGGCGGUUACCAAUUCUGACGAAGAAGAAUUACCAGUUGACAGUAAAGAAAACGUGAUUCAAACAAUAAUUGAUCAGCUACAGGCUGCAAAUGUUGAAGAAAAAUAUUGUGGGCUGCAAACAUUUGCCAUGCUACUAGACAGCAAAGAAAGUUUAGAACAAAUGAUCAAUAGGGGGCUGGUGAAGAUGGUGGCUCCACUUCUGCUUGACGCAGCUUCAUCAGUCAGAAAUGCAGCGGCCGGCUCACUCAGGAAUCUGUCGGCUGUCGGUCAUCAGAUGUGUGAUGUUUUGAUGGAACAUGAUGUUAUGACAUCUUUAGUGUUUUACUAUCACCAGUACACAGAGACUUGGGUACCGGAUGCUAGUUCCAAAAAUAAAGAUGAUUCUGAUACAUUGGUUCAAUGUACUAAUCUUUUAUUAAACUUAUGUGAAAGUUCAGAAUUAGCCGUAAAAUAUCUUGGAGAUUCGAAAAUAUUAGACAUAUUUCCAAGAUACUUAGACAUAAGCACAUUUGGAGUUGAUAUUGUUACAGCAAUAAUGCAGUGCUUGUUUGUCGUUGUUGAGGACAAUCCAUUGGCUGUUGAAAAGAUUAAGAAUUCUUCGGAAAAACAGCUGAAAGAAUUGCUAUUGUUAGAAGCCAAUGACCCUUCAGCUUUAUUAAUAAAAACCCUUGCAGGAGGUGUUAUUAUUAAUAUGUGUGGUGGGAACAUAUCUAGUUUACCACUGGAUGUGAUGAACCAAAUAAUUGCAGUAUUGGCAAAAACAUUGUCCUUGGAUCACAGAUUAGCAUGUAACCAGCUAUCAAGUAAUGUGCCUUUGAGUAAUGCUGCUGGAAAAGUUUUACCUCCUAAGGGUAAAGAAGGCCAGGUUUUGGAUAAUCAAUUAAAGUCUGUUAUUCAGAUCUUGGAUGCACAGCAGAGCGCAAUCGAAAUUAUUGCAAACAUUUGCUCAUGCGAUGAUUCAGAUGACUCUAUAGAAGGCCCUGAAUCCUCAGAUAGUGAUGAACCACUGGAUGAGGAGAUCUGUACUAAUGGAGAAGGAAUAUUACUGGCUGAAGACCGAUUACCACCAGAACUGUUAGAAGCCCUCAUUUCAUUGGAGAUAUUUGACAAAGUUUGGGCUCGCACACAGUUGCCUCCAGAAAAUGUUAUGUCAAUAUUGAUAGAAUAUGAAGGUUCACAGCCAAUUUAUAAAAAAUUGCACAAUUUGCAAACAAGGGCCCUGUUAUGUAUCAACAAUAUGUUAUUGAGUCUACCAAUAGAAAGCCUCGGUGGUGUCAAUGGUGUUUAUAAAAUAUGGGUGGAUGCAGGCAAACUUGUAUUUAAACAGAACUCGGGGAAUUUAACCCUCUUGGAAUCCGCCACCGCGGUUAUGAGAGCUGCUUUGGACAAAAUAAAAUUAAAAGGCAAUGAGAAACCAACUGAUUGUAAUCUAUUCAGUGAUUUGGCGCUAUCUGACAUUGAGAUUAUGUUAACUGGAAUCAGAGACUGCCAAGAGCCUGAGAUAAGGUCAAACCUCAUCCGUAUGAUUGGUAUAUUGGCAUUACUAUUAGUUAACAACCUAAAUGAAACUACUUCUACCGUAAUAUGCACUAUCACUGACUUUAUACUAGAGCAAGCACACAAGGAAAAUGACGUAUGGGUUUUAGCAGAAGCUAUUGACACGUUGGUGGAUUUGUAUUCGGAAGAUGAAACGGAUUUGCUAGCAGCUAAGGUUAAACUUGUUGAAAAGUUGUCUGUUUUAGCACCUAUAUUUAAAAACAAGGCAAGACAACAAAAGAAGCUUCCGAAGGAGUACAAAGUUCUGGUCACUACGGCAAACUCUAAUUUACCAAGGUUCAUAAAAUAUAAAAAGGCAAGACUUUCGAAACUAUGUUAAGUUGUAGUUAGAAAUAUUUAACCAACUAUAUGUUUAUGUAUAAAUAAUACUGUUUAUUUUUUAAUAAAUCACAUUUAUAUAAACAAA
Molecule: messenger RNA, 2100 nt
Organism: Maniola jurtina (meadow brown)
Lineage: Eukaryota; Metazoa; Arthropoda; Insecta; Lepidoptera; Nymphalidae
Product: HEAT repeat-containing protein 3
Exons: 8
Coding region: 85-2013 (642 amino acids)
Biological process (GO): protein import into nucleus; ribosomal large subunit biogenesis
Source: RefSeq, a predicted model, not a curated record